Dendronephthya gigantea is the source of this 974-nucleotide messenger RNA. RefSeq lists its product as uncharacterized. The record is from RefSeq and is a predicted model, not a curated record. The coding region runs from base 193 to 771 and encodes 192 amino acids. NCBI's taxonomy places the organism in Eukaryota, Metazoa, Cnidaria, Anthozoa, Malacalcyonacea, Nephtheidae. Gene Ontology annotation, molecular function: ubiquitin-protein transferase activity. The transcript has 5 exons.
UUAGAAGAGAUUGCUGCAAUAGAUAAUCUUUUCCUCACAUUGUGUGUCCAGUUUUAUGGGGAGCAAGCCCAGGACUAUGGUGGGCCCAGACGGGAAUUUUUUAGAUUAGCUCUUCGGGAGAUAAAAGAAAAAUAUUUUGACCAUGGUUUGCGCGAACUCCUGAAAGAUGAAUAUGAAAUUGUUGGAACCAUAAUGGGCCUAAGUAUCUUGCAAAAUGGGAAACUUCCUCAGUUUAUUCCACCAGAUGUCAUUUCUGCCUUAUUUGAUGUGAAUGUCAAAUUGGCCUGCAUUGAAAAUCUAAGGACUGGUCUUAAGAAAGUGGGAAUCUUUCAGAUUUGCAGCCAGAUGCCAUCAAUGCAAGAUGUAUUUAGGUUCAAUCCAUCUUCCACAUUAACAAUACGAAAAUUGAAUGCCUUGUUGUCUCCACAAUUCAGUCCAACUGGCUCAAAUAGGAGGCGUUUUGAGGGUGCAGUUUAUGCUGUAUUCUGCAAAUAUGUUCGCGAGGUCGCGGGUGGACGCCGGGGAGAUGUUACAUUGGCACAUAUACUUCAGUUUGCAACCUCAACUGAUGAAGAGCCAUUAUUGGGAUUCACAGUAGCACCGUCCAUUAUAUUCCAAGAAUUUACUCAAUCAUUUUUGCCCACAGCAAAUACAUGUGUAAAUGCUAUGACUCUACCUCAUGCAUCCAUAACUGUUCAACUACCCCAUGACCAAAAGCUGUGGGAAUUAUAUGAUGAAGCUUUCUUGAAUGCAUAUUUUGGAAAUAUGUGAGUGUAUUGCUUAUCACAUUGUGAUCAUUAGGCUUCUGGUUAAAUGGAAACAGGAAGUAAUAUAAUUUGGUUGACAUUCUGAACAAGUAACCCAAGUGUUAGUAAAGCCUUUAUGAGCUUUGUGUUUUGUUUCUUAAUAUUAGUUAAGGGUCCAUACAGUAUAAAAUGUUAAUAUAUAUACAUUGUGGGACUCAAACAAUUGAA